ACUGAAUUCUAAUAAAGAUGCCUAUCAACGCCUCAAAGUCAGCGAGCACCAUCCAAGCUAUACAGGGUGCUCUGAGAGUGCUGACAGCGUUGCAACUCACUUCGUACCAGUUUCCAGAACAGAGCUGUGUUUUUGAUGGUGCAUCAUACGACUACAUAAUAGUUGGUGCUGGUACCACUGGGUGUGUGGUUGCCAACCGACUGACUGAAGACAGUAACACAACAGUACUUCUCAUUGAGGCUGGAGGGGAUCCUCAAGUUGAAGCUGGUCUCCCAUUACUACUUCCAUACCUGAAACAAAGUGAUUCAUCAUGGAACUAUACGACAGAACCUGAUGGAGUCUCGUCGCAGUGCCACAAGCAGUACAAAGAUGACAUGUCCAUCGGGAGAGUCCUCGGCGGUUCCAGUUCAUCCAGCUACCUCCUAUACUCCGUGGGCAAUCAUUACGAUUACGAAAACUGGGCAGAAAUAGUCAACGAUAGCACUUGGAAGUGGGAGAAUGUUCUACCAUACUUGAAAAAGUCCCAAAGACUUGAGGAACCCUCCAUCAUCAACUCCUCCCAAGGACAGUUUUUCGGAACCGAAGGAAACGUGGGCCUUACUCUUUAAUUAACAAACAAAAGAGAUAAAUACUUCAAAGUGUUCGAAGAAAUGGGAAACCAAAUACAGGUGGCCUUUAGUGGAAAUAAUUCCUUAGGCUACUCUGAUGGCCUGUUCACCAUAUCUGAUGGUAUCCGGCAGAGUACUGCUAUUUCUUACUUAGUGCCCAUCACAAACCGACCAAACUUACACGUUUUAAAGAAUACUGUUGUGAAGAAAAUUAUAUUUGACGCUUUCAAUAAUGCUGUUGGCGUUGAAGCGUACACUUAUGACAAAAGAUAUAUUAUAGUGAAAUCUAGAAAAGAAGUCAUUGUAUCGGCUGGUAUUGUCAAUUCUCCAAAGCUUCUAAUGCUAUCAGGAGUCGGUCCAAGAAGCCAUCUGUAUAGCCACAAGAUCGCUACAAUAUCUGAUCUACCAGUUGGAAAGAACUUGCAGGACCAUUUGGCGGUGACUAUUUUGUUCAAUAUAACAAACCUGAUAUAUCCUUAUAGACCUUACAAUCCUCACAAGUAUCCAGCCUCAGUUGUAACAGGCUAUGUGUCUUUGAACGAGUCUAGUAACUAUCCUGACUACCAGACUAUCAAUUUUGUGAGUCAACCUUCGUACCUCAUGAGCUAUUGCACCUUCACUUACAGUCAGACUGACGAGAUCUGCAACAGUAUGAUCGGGACUGGUGUCAACUCAGAGAUGAUGUUUUCUAUAGUAAACAAGCAAUUAUACAAGUCAAGAGGAGAAAUUCUCUUGAAGAGUCGCGACUUUACGGAAGAUCCUUAUAUUUAUACCAAUUACUAUACAGAGGAAGAAGAUUUAGAUGACUAUGCGAGAAUAGUAGAAGAUUUUAUGAAGAUUUUGGACACAGAGACGUUUCAGAAAAUUGGGGGGACGUUUCAGGAUCCUAAACUACCUGAGUGCAGAAAUUAUACAGUGGGUUCCAGAGACUAUUGGAAAUGUUAUAUAAGAUGCAUGACAACUUCUGAACAUCAUUAUAGCAGUACCUGUGCUAUGGGAUCUGUGGUAGACUCCAGAUUAAGGGUGUAUGGUGUGAGAAGACUAAGGGUCGCUGAUGUUAGUGUCAUGCCAUACCCUACCGCAGGAGGUACGUUAGGUGCUGCGAUCAUGAUUGGAGAGAAAGUGUCUGACAUGAUCAAGGAAGACAAUCAAGGCAAGAGGCGGUAUUGUUGCUAAUAUUGUAUCAUUA
Messenger RNA from Spodoptera frugiperda (fall armyworm), 1797 nucleotides. Its product is annotated as ecdysone oxidase-like. NCBI's taxonomy places the organism in Eukaryota, Metazoa, Arthropoda, Insecta, Lepidoptera, Noctuidae. The record is from RefSeq and is a predicted model, not a curated record. The transcript has 3 exons. Gene Ontology annotation, molecular function: ecdysone oxidase activity; flavin adenine dinucleotide binding.